Messenger RNA from Schistosoma guineensis, 1947 nucleotides. Lineage: Eukaryota; Metazoa; Platyhelminthes; Trematoda; Strigeidida; Schistosomatidae. The record is from the annotation of a GenBank genome assembly.
AUGGGUAUGCCUUCUCAUGUCAAGCAAAGUAUUAAGCAAGCUCAACUGGUACUCGAAUCAUUGAAACAGGAUCAUGAACAAGCUUUAUCUGCCUUAAGUACAUUUUGUAACUCAGAAAAUAGUCAUUCAUCACCAAAUAUUAACACAAGUCUAGAAUGUGAGAAAGUCUUUAAUCAAGAGAAAAUUCCAAUAAUUCAAGCUGCACUAAAACAAAUCGAAAAGGGAUUAGACGACUCAGAGGUUAUGAUUACAUUUGCCAAAUAUAUCGAACAUUUGGAAGCUGAGCUGUUGAAGGUACAGUUGCACAACCAAAGGUUAACUGAAGAAACUUGUUGGCUUCGAGAUGAGCUAAAGUACACACAAACAAAACUGGAGGAAAACGAAUCGCUCCUUGCUCAAACUGAAGUCGAAAAAAAACAUCUUGAGUUUAUGUUGGAUUUAAAGAAAUAUGACAUAUCUUCCAACAGUUGUGAUACUGAAAAAAAUCCAUCUUUUAAACAUUUGGAAGAUGAUCCGCCGAUGAUGGUUGCAUCUGUUCUCGGCCUAAUGAGUUCUCCAAACCAUUUGAACACAUCUAAUCAUGUAGAUCGAUUCGAUACACACAACAAAUUUUGGAAACCGACUACAACAACAACUACCACUGUUUCAUCAUUUUCACCAUACAACCACUUAGAAAUGAGCGGAAUAAUGAAUACCAGUUUACUUGAUGCGGAUAUGGACUCACUGUCAGUAAAUCGAAGUCGCAAUCCAAGUGAAUUCCAUGGUUUAAGUGGACAUCGGAAUUCCCAGUCAAUUUAUGUUCCUCCUGGGCUUAGAACACUACAUCACAUAGCCUUACGUUAUACAAGUCAGGGAAAGCAUGAUGUUGCAGCAUCUUUAUGUUUACAAGCUAUUCGAGAUUUAGAAGGAUCUGGUGGUCGUGACCAAGCUGAGGUUGCUGCUCUACUGAAUAUCUUAGCUUUGGUUUACCGUGAUCAAGGAAAAUACAAGGACGCAUCUGAUAUUCUCAAAGAAGUAAUUAACAUACGAGAGAAACUUUUGGGACCUAACCAUGUGCUGGUAGCAGCUGCUUUAAACAAUUUGGCAGUUUUACAUGCUAAAGCUGGUCGAUUUACUGAAGCGGAACCGUUGUGUCGGCGGGCGCUUAGUAUACGAGAAAAAUUAUUAGGUGCAGAUCAUUUGGAUGUAGCAAAACAAUUGAACAAUUUGGCCUUACUUUGUCAAAGUCAAGGGAAAUUCGAUGAAGUUGAAUCUGCAUUUCGACGAGCCUUAGAUAUAUAUGUCAAACAUCAUAAGCCCUCAUCACCUAUCAUACGAAAAGCCAAAAGCAAUUUGGCUUCUGCAUUAUUGAAACGUCGAAAUUUAGCAGAUGCAGAAUCUCUAUUAAAAUCAGUUUUAACACCAGACUAUGGUUAUACUUCAACACAGCAAAGAAGUCAUUUAAUGAAUAAUUUUUUACAGUCGGAAAAUGUUGAACAUGAUUCUGCUAUUUAUUCAUUAUCUUCACUAGGUAGUAGUCAUAUAAGUAGUAUUAGUAGUAAUGGUGGUUAUCGUGGUGUUGGAUCUUUGUUGGAUGGUGGUGUUGUUUUACCAUGUGAUUCUACUGAACAAUCUAUGAUAAUGAAUUCAUCUAGUCGACCAGUUAAUCCAUUAUGGGUAAUAUUAGAACAAAGUAUCAAAGAUAAUAAUAAUCGAAAAUUUUCACUUGUUACAUGGGCUUCGGAAGCCAGAAUCGAACUAUCUGUGGUUCAUAGUGCAGUACGUAAUUUAGCUAUAGUUUAUCAACGUCAAGGUCUACAAUCUCAUGCUAACUUAUUGCUAGAGUGGCUUCAAAUGGCAAUUACUGAUUGUAGACCACGUUUAAAUCAUACGUCUUCAUUGGCCAGUUCACCGAUAAAAUGCACACAAUCAGUCCAUGGUAUCAACUCACAUGUAUUCAAUAGCUAA